Molecule: messenger RNA, 3049 nt
Organism: Ceraceosorus bombacis
Lineage: Eukaryota; Fungi; Basidiomycota; Exobasidiomycetes; Ceraceosorales; Ceraceosoraceae
Source: the annotation of a GenBank genome assembly
AUGGAUGCCGCUAGCGCCGAUCCGAUCACGCCUGGCGAUAGCGAGCGAGGGAAGAGCGUGCUUCAGGCUCCCACAUUGUCCACGACUGCCCGAUCUCAGAUCUCAUCUCCAUCGUCUGCAGCCAACGCUGCUUUGCCAGGGUCGAUGCAAGCAGCAUCGCCCAUCCUGCCCACGGCCGUUCCUCAUCGAACCUCUUCCUUUACUAACCUCGGCCCUCACUCUCGCCCAUCCACCAGCACAUCUGUAUCCUCUUCUUAUUCGCCCGACUUUGGAGCGAGAUCCAGCUCUGUGAUAGCUGCCAACAGACCGCCUCUACCUGCUCUAUCGGUGCCUCAGCCUGCUGCUGCUGUCAACAGUAUGACCAGUCCAGCUCCCAGCACUGGACCGAGUCAAAGCUCUACGUCUGGCAGCGGCAGCGGCAGCGCUUCUCAAGGUCAUUUGGGAGGUGUGCAAGUCAUCGGCAUGACACCUCCUUCUGCUUCGUCGUCGUCAUCUACUGCUGGCAGGACAGAUCAGUACGGGCAGCUGCUGGGCAAUGAGUCGACAGACUCCUCUGGCGGAUCAAGAGUCGCGCUGGGAGCCUUCAGUCCUUCGGGUGCCAUCUCCGAGCUGCCUCCUCUAGGAUCUGCGAGAGGCAGCAGCAAGGGUCCCUUGGGUCACGCUGGAUCGCCAUCAGCACCGCGGUCUACUCGCCUGAGCCACAAAGACUCGUUCGGAGGUACGCUGACCGCAUCCAGCAGUUCGAGUGGUCUUGGAUCCGCAUCAAGCACCGCCGUGCGCACGCGCGUGUCGAAGCCUUCGAAUCUUCAAGCCAUUGCCAGGUCCAACGACACCAGGUUAGCGACCAGUUCGCGUUCAGAACCAUCAGCUGGGCUGGAUGAGCAGGCCGAAGACGAGCUCGACGGCAUGGCUCGUGGGGAAGAGGAGGAAGAGGAGGAAGAGGAAGAAAUGGCGAGCGCUCAUGAAGGCGAGAUUGAAGGCUCUAUAGACGGGGCUGAAGCGACGCACGACUCAUAUAGGGAAGCCUUCUCUUCCUCUGCUCGUAUACGGCCGCUACCAGUCGUCGGCUCGAUAAUUGAAGAAAGUGGAACACCCAGCACAUCGACCCCCGCUCAUCAAGCCAGCUCGGGCGAUGGUCCUUCCCGCUCAACAGCGCCUACCAACUCCAAGGCCCACGACGCAUCAACAGUGAUGGAUACUCCCGCAGCAGGACCAGGUGGCCCAAGCAGCCAGCACGAGGCCUCCUUUGCAGCCUCGCACUCGAAGAACACCACGCUACCAGGCGCGUACACCGCGACAACAUCCGAAGCUCGAUCAGCAGGAGCAAUUCCUGUAUCGGCUACCAGCACGCCUGCCACUAUCGGCCCAGGAGCGCAGGUCGCCAACUCUGCAUUUGUGGGCGGUAGCGCAGGCGCACCACCGGCAUCAGCACCCGCCGGCACCACAGACUUGACGGUUGCCUCCCGGUCUGCUCGCGCCGCUGGUGGCUCGAUCCGACGCGAACACAGGAGUGGAGGGGCCGAGAGCUCGACUGAUGCUGCGCAAAGUAACGCCUCGCGCAGCGGAGCCACCAGGUCCGCUACCAGUACUCUGAGAACCACUACAGCAGGCUCGACUUCGCGUCAAGGAGGGAGCACGCGGAUUGCUGAAGCUGCAACAACGAGCGGAGAUCGUGCAGUCGUCAACUCUGCUAGCAAAUCCCAGUCGUCUUCGAGAGCUUUACCAGCCUUGCCCAGCGCACCCGGUCUCACUGCGGCCCCGCCGCCAGCCAUGUACUGGUCCAAAGCGCCCGUGCAUGGAUCCGUGCCCCGAAGAAGUUUCAGAGCUCACACAGCCAGUCUAGCUGAUGAAGUACUGUGGCUGUUUGGUGGAUGCGACUCGAAAGGUUGCUUUCGGGACCUUUGGUGCUUCGACACUGGUGAGAUUGAUCAGCGGCGCUUGUCCAUUGCUUUCCGGCCUAGCUCACGCCCGUGUUCGUCUUGACAGAAACCAUGUGCUGGUCCAAGCCGAAAGUCACUGGGGACCUUCCGCCCCCCAGACGCGCUCAUAGCGCGACUAUGGUCGAUCGAAGACUCUUCGUCUUUGCGGGUGGCGAUGGACCACACUACUACAAUGAUCUGUAUGUCUUCGACACCGUGUCGUUGAGGUGGUCCAAGCCGGUAGUCUCUGGCACGGCACCGUCUCCACGCCGUGCGCAUACGAGCAACUACUGGAAUGGUCAGUUGCUCAUCUUUGGCGGUGGCAAUGGUGUUGGUGCGCUCAACGAUGUGUUUGCGCUCGACAUUGGCAACAUGGACAGGCUGGAGUGGAAAAAGGUCGAAUGUCAGGGCAAGAUUCCGAUAGGACGAGGUUACCACACCAGCAACCUCAUUGACGGCAAGCUCAUCGUCAUUGGCGGUAGCGAUGGGCACAUGAGCUUCAACGAUAUCCACAUUCUGCGUCUUGGUGAGUGCCUGCAUGUGCUCAUUGGGGCUGGUUGAGGCUGAUGUUGUCCCUUUUGCGCAUCGCAGACACGAAAGUGUGGUAUCAAGUCAAGACGGACGAGAUACACAAUCGGCUAGGACACACUGCCACGCAGGUAGGCUCAUACUUGUUCGUCAUCGGUGGGCACAACAGCCACAACUAUACACCAGAAAUCCUCACCUUGAAUCUAGGUGAGUGCGAAAGCUACAGCGAUUGUGUGCUGUGCUACGUGCAAAAGUCAGGCGUCAUGGAGCGCUCUUUUGACACCAUCGCUCGUCGCGAAAUUUCUGCAGUCAAUCUGCAGUGGGAGCCACGUCGUGUUUGCGGCAGGAAACCGCCGGGUCGAGGCUAUCACCAAGCGUGGCUGAGAGAUUCUCGGCUCUUUAUUCACGGCGGUUUCGACGGAAAGGAGAUUUAUGACGAUUUGUACUACGUCGAUUUGGCCGCUUGCGCUUACUUGCCCCAGAUCACCAGCUUUUCAGUCGAGGUGAGAUGCACAGGGAAAUCUAUUUCGUACGACGUGAAGCUGAUGAAUUUUGCCUUUUUCGUCUUUGUGCGCUCGGUCAUGCAGCUCGACGACGAAUGA